Molecule: messenger RNA, 5028 nt
Organism: Labrus bergylta (ballan wrasse)
Lineage: Eukaryota; Metazoa; Chordata; Actinopteri; Labriformes; Labridae
Gene: s100u
Product: S100 calcium binding protein U
Cellular component (GO): perinuclear region of cytoplasm
Molecular function (GO): calcium-dependent protein binding; calcium ion binding
Source: RefSeq, a predicted model, not a curated record
UUUGCUCUUCCACAUUCCCACUUCUCCCUCUCACUCUUCCAGGUACACGCCCUUUGACUUGUCAGGGGGGAAAAGUUUUAAGGGAAAGAAAAAAAAACCUAAAUCACGGAAGAGAUUCUGCUGUCCUACUAGUUUGGCAAGUUCUCUGGGCUCAAAGCGGCGUAGAAAGGCGGAGAAGAGGGCAGAAACUGAAAUUUGCGCACAUCUGUACACUUCGCUUGCACUGCGGACGGUAUACGAGGAGUCAUGGAAGAUGCCAUUCAGACACUGGUGAAGGUCUACCUAAAGUCGUCCAAGGGAAAAGAGUGUCUAGGAAAGAAAGAUUUCCAGGGCCUUGUUAAGGGCCAGCUCUCCAACAUCCUCUCGGAUGCAGACAGUAAGGAAGCAGUCAACAACUUGAUGACCCAGGAGUUGGACGCCAACCAAGACGGCAAGGUCGGCUUUGAGGAGUACAUGCAGCUGGUCGGAUACCUGGCAGUCUCGCUCAGUGAGGAGCGUACUCGCGCCAAAGAGGAACCGGCCCAAAAUGCUGCGUCUGAACAAGUGGUACUAACCACCCCAGACAAAGAAGAGGAGAAGCCGGAAGCAAACGCAGAGGCAAAGGAUGAAGCUAAACCAGAGGCGAAUCAAGAGCCAAAGGCAGAAGCUACCGCUGAGAUAAAGGUAAACGCAAACGCAGAUGGAAACAUAGAAGUAAAAGUAGAAGCCAAGGCAGACGGGGAGACUGAGCCGGAAGCAACAAAGGAGAGCCCAACAGAAGCUGCGGCGACGGCGGUGGAGGCAGCGGCGACGGCAGCGGCAACGGCGGUGGAGGCAGCGGCGACGGCAGUGGAAAAUGCUGUGAACGAAGAGGAGAAAGCGGAGGAGACAGAAAAGGUGGAAGACGCUGCUAAGAAGCUGGCUGCAGCUGUGGAGGGAGAAGUGGAGAAGAUUGAAGAGGCGACCUCAUAAGGGACAAUCAAUUCUUUCACCAAUGAUCACACCCACACGCUUACACACAACACUACACACAGCACGGGAUUAAUGCCAAAAUAAAAUGAAAGCCACUAAAGAUAUUCAAAUGAAAAAAAAGUUUUGAUAAAAGCCCAAACACUACAAACCCAACUUUGAAGAAACCCACUUAUUUUUAUAUGAUUAAUAACACAUGUACAUGACAGAUGAAUUAUUGCUUAGUACUACCACUAUGUUCAUAUGUACAGCAUGACCAUCCCACUAUAUAGCACAUUUACCUCAUGAUAUUCAAUUAUGAUUGCAUGCAGACGUUCAUAUCAUAUGCAUGCCAUAUCCCUGUGAAAUCUUUUCUGCUAAAUAUGAUUUACGUGCAGCAGCACACUGACUAAUGUGGCCAAUGUAUGUUAACACACCACUUAAGCCAAGAUGUUUUGUAAUCCUCUCUGUUUCCAUCUUUUUUUUUUAUCUGGGUCUUUUCAACUUUGCUAUGCUACUUAGCUUAUUGUACAUUUGAUCUUGGUUAAACAGCAGCAGUGUAUAUCGUGCUAAGCAGUAAUGGCUUAAAACAUUAGUUGGACUUGUGGGGGGAAUGGUUUUCUUGUCGAGAGCUAGAUAAGAGUGUCAACAAAACUCUUAUUAGCCAUUGAAAAUGAAGUCACUGUUAGCAGCUGGUUAGCAAGCAUCAGAACUGUAACAAGCUAACUGUAACAAGCUAGCCUGGCUACAUCCAAAACUAAAAAAAAUCAAAUUUUCAAGCACCUCUAAAGCACCCUUAUUAGCACAUUAUAUCUUUUUUUAUUAAUAUAAAAACUAAGAGCUUUAGAGGUAAGCUAGCUGUUUCCCCUUGUAUAUGCAUGUGCUAGACUAUGCUAAUAAGCAGUAGCUUAUUUGCUCAUUAGCCCUGUUCAGACAGUCCAUUUAAGUUGCAAUAUUUACUCCACUGUGAUGUCUAGCCUUCAAUAUUGAAUGUCACAGAGGUGUGUGUGUGUGUAUGUGGAGCUACUGCUUUUUCCUAUCACCAAUAUUACGCCAUUUUGGAAUUAAUAUUAAUGCAAGAAUGCUUAAUGGCGACAGAGCUUAGCCUAUAAAUUACAACAUUUACAAGCUACCCUACAGCAACCUAUUCAACUUGUCAUAUCUUGUUUCUUUAAUCUGUUUAAAGCCAGAGUAAACAAGAUUAAACUACUCAGUUAAACCAUUUUAAAGAGUAAGCUGUAGACUAGCCGUUCCCAUUUUACCAGCGUCUAUGCUGUAUGCUAAUCCAUUGCUUAGCUAGUCAUUUCAACCGUCAAGAUAUGAGAGUGGUGUAAAUCUUGUCGUCAUUUGGUAAGAAAGCUGGUCAAAGUUUUAAAGGCAAGCAUUCUUCCUGUUUCAAGCAUUUAUGCUAGUCUAGGUUGUCACCGGCUGUAGUUUAUUUUCUACUACACAAAUUUAAGAGUAUAGUAUCAAUCUUUUCAUCUGACUCUCGACAAGAAAAAAUGGCUGAUCUUUUUCCCAUAAGCUCAUACUAUUCCUAUGUGGGCUGCAUGAAAAAUCUGUCAAUAACACUAUUUUUUUUAACAUUCUCAUAUUUGAAUUCACAUUGCUAUGGAGCUGAUCUGGCAUGACAAUAAACAAAUUGUUUUGCUGAAGCUUUGCAUUACUUUAGCUCAUCUUCAUUGUGUACUCAGUGCCCCGCCCUCUUCUCUUUUUUUCCUUUUAAUCCACUUUAUGGGCUCUCUCUUUUUUUUUUUGAAUUUCGCAGAUAAUUCACUUUGCGUUGAGCCUACAGUUUAUUUUCUAUAUUUGUUGUCGACCAGGGAUUAGGAUCUUGAAGAUCAGGUGUGGCCCUUAUCUAAAUAAUUAAGUUUGAAGAAUGGAAUCCACACCAAGAGGACCCCUACUGUCAAAGGGGAACUUAAAAAUAGUCUCAUGGGAGUGGGCUGGUGACUAGAGGAGCAGGUCAGAGAAGGUGUACAUGCAACCGAAUCCACCUGAAUUAGAAGAGCAAGACAACAAACACAAAGGUGUCAAUAAACGCAUCUAUAGUGGCUUGGUAACCGUUUUUAUUUCAAGUCAUUUGAAAUACAAUAAGUGCAUUUUUACUUGGUAAAACCAUAGGGCAUUUAGAUGGUCUGUUUCUAGCUCUUUGAUCUCGAAGGUGCUGGAUGGUACAGUAGUUUUCUUGCAUUAUUCUUGGUAGUAUACUUGAUUGAAGUGCCAGAAACUUGACCGUUAUUUUGUUGGCUCUCAUCAAAUUAUCUCAUUGUUACUUGUUGGGGGUUUUUACUUGUUCAAGCUUGUGUGUUUGUUUAUCGGCCACACCCUCAUGUUGCUUAAAGACCCUGUUUGACCUGCAACUGGAUACUUGAGUCCCAGUCAUUGGGAAACAACUGGAUUAGGCACUGGAUGGGUAACACACCCUGGGAGACAAACAAUUACAUGAAAGUAAUCCUGGGCUCGAGUGAUCCUGCCUAUCAGACGAGGUGGUAGUGUCAGAGAGUUUGUUGUGCUUUUAGUUGAGCAAAAAAAGUAUACUGAGCCAUCUAUAUGAAUCUAUACAGUGUGAUCGUUUAAAAAAAGGCUUAUACAUAAAAGGUUGCAUGCUAUCAGAAAUUUAUUUUCUAGUAUUACCAUGGUAUUGUAAUUAUCAAGGCUAGUAUUUUAGUUUGAAAUGGCCUCUUUAUAUUUAAUUUUUCUUAACUAACUCUUUCCUGUUUGGACCACUAUGGAGAUCACUUGAAGAUGUGCUUCUUUGUCACAUUAUAUGCAAUUUGUUAAUUACAAUUUAAUGAUUUGUAAAUUGUCUCAUCAUCAAUAAUGCAGCCAUGAGAAAAAGGCUCGUGUUGCAGCCCUGCUAGGUUAUAGAACUACUUGGCUAUAGCCUGCUUGGUGUUUAAGGCGACCCACGUUGUUGUGGGCACUCGACGAAAAUGUGUACCUUAUGCACUGUAACAGCACCUGGCACUUCAAACUGCUCAGCAGCAAAAUGGGCAAGACAAAUAAACCCGAGUCACGUGGUCGCCCUGCCUCGCCUCACUGCGACACUCCCAUUGCAAAUACUCAUUUACACACACUCUGCACUGCCUCCAUUGCAACGCUGUGUUUCCUGCAUGCUUUUUUUACUAACCCACGUACAGGGCUGCUUAAGCCGUACUACUCUUUGUCUUAUAAAAACCUAUCCUCUCAUAAAAGGUGUUUUCUUACCAUGGUACUUUCUGUGAAUAAUAGAAACAUAUCACACUACAUCCAGAUGUCUGUUGAACACAGGCCUCAGGCGCUUACAUCUUGUAUAUACUGGCAAGAUAAAUUCAUUAUUUGCUAUUCCCAAUACGCCAGGCGUGUUUUGUAAAUCCUUGUGUUCUCUCUGUGCGUGCAACACAUCAUUAUAAAGCAUAGCAUUGUAAGAAGAAACUGGAUAAAGUUGAAUUUACUCUGCAGACUAUAGCUCACCUGUACUACCAGCAGAUUGAGAGUGAAGAAACCUGGGUUAAACGAUGGAAAUUCUUAUAUCUCAGCUAAUGCUUCCUACUAACCUAUUUGGAAUGACAGAUGGGGAGAGUUAUGAGAAGUGUUUUUUUUCUUCUUCAAUAGGUUGAAACUGUCUGCACAAUUUUGUAACGGUCCCAAAGUGUAAACCCCACCCAACUUUAACCCCGCGUAGGUUAUUAAAAACAUGCUGGAAUGCAAAACAGCAGAUUUGCAGCCGGGGAGUGUUUGCAGCCACACAAUACGUCUCAUUCAUUCUGCGACACAGUUGAUGAGAACAAAGCCUGUGUCAAUAAAAUCCUCUUGAAAGUUGAAAUUGUACAUACAAGUGUAUGGACGGGCUUUAAAGGCCCAAAAAAUGUUUGUGAUCAUGGGACCAUUCCCAGGAUGCAGUGCGGGCGUGUGUCACUUUGUGUGGAUGUUCUUUUGUUUAUUUCCUGCCGACAGUAGAGGGUGUGUGUGGGGUUUAGCAGUUGGACUCAUUCCAGUCCACUAUGUCCAGUAAACUCCACUAUGCUAGGAUUUCAAUUUAAUAUGUUAUGCUGUAUCAUUUUUUGCUCAUUCUAACAUGUUUAAAGGCUAUUCAUGAAUAAAAAACUGUGACAUUUA